Labrus bergylta (ballan wrasse) is the source of this 1354-nucleotide messenger RNA. The record is from RefSeq and is a predicted model, not a curated record. Lineage: Eukaryota; Metazoa; Chordata; Actinopteri; Labriformes; Labridae.
AUGACAGAGACAGAUUCAACAUCAAAGGACAAGAACAUUAUUGUCAAGUGCAAUCUGUGUGCGAGUGCGACACCGAGGGAACUUUCUACAUCCAAAAACAGCAACUUGAAGAAACACGUGGACCGGUGCCACGCUAACACCAAGUUGACAGAGAGAGAUGCAGGCGGGAAGAAGAGAAAGAGAGCAGAGGACGAAAGUGCGGGAAAGAGUCAGACAAAGCAGCAGAAAUUAAGUUUCUCUCGGUCUGCCGUGCUACUUGAACCAAGAGAAGUGAGGAGACAGGUGGCAGAGUAUGUGGUGGAGGAUAUGCAGCCUCUGUCAACAGUGAAUUCACCAGCUUUUAAAAAGUUUGUCUGCAAAAUCCCCACCAACGCCAGCAAUGACAAGGAUGCACUUCUGGCUGCUGUCUCCCUGCCAAAGUUCAAGCUGCGCUGGGUAAAAGAAGAAGCCAGAAGAGACCACAUCAAGUUCCUCCUCACAACGGAGUGCCGCUCCCUAACAACAGAAGAGCCUACAGCCCUGAUGCCCGAUGCCCCUCAACCUGCUGCUACCAGCGAGGAUGACUUUUUUUCCUUUGAUGUACAGCCCAAUGCCAUGGCUGAUGUGCCCAUCUCCGCCUCUUCCCUCCUUCAAAACCUCAGACUCUGCAGAAAACCACACAGCAGCUCCAGCCCAGCUGUCAAUCAUCAGUCAGCAGCAGGGGCUGAUGGGAGUUCUGAGGACCUGUUAGAAACCGCCCGGCUCAGUCUGACCCCGCAGCUCGUCCUGGUUUGGCCUCACUUCUCGUCAGGUUCACCAGAGGAAAACAACAAAAUGUUUCUCCUCCCUGCUGUGGCUCUGUGCUGUGUGAGCUCAGCGCUGGCUGCCAUGACAACAGAGCUCAAACAGGACAGUUUGUCACUGACCAGGAGAGUUGGAGAAAGUGUCUCCUUCAGCUGUGAACGUUUAGACCUGUGUUAUUUAGGUUAUGAUUAUGUGUUCUGGUUCCAGAAAAAAGACAACGUAACAUUUACAAGGAUUCUGAGGAUUGAUAAGAGUAAUGGUGAAGUGUACAAAGCUCUUUACAAUCAUCCUCAGAAAGAUGAUUUCUCAGCUGUGAUCAAACAGAACGGUGUUGAGCUGCAGAUCCAGAAGGUUAAUUCCUCUCAUUCAGCCACAUACUACUGCUCCUGUUUGUUAACCCCCACAGUGAGAAAUGAUCCGAGCAGGCUGAACAAAAACCAACAGAUGAGCAGAAGUCAGAUAAUGUUUGUGACAGGAAGACAGCAGUAAACCACAGCUCACUGAGUCAUUCACCUCCAUCACACACAGGAUGAACUGAGGGAUUAUUUUACUGGUGUCUGGAUUGAUUCUU